ACUGAAACAAGCGGUCGAGGCUAGAAUGAGAGAACAACUAUCGGGAUAUUUUUUAAUGUUAUAUUGGACUUGCCAGUCCUUUAGUUAUUAUAAAAAAAUUCAAUUUUUUCCAGGUAAUUUUCAAAUGUUUUCCUUAUGAUAUAGCUACUGCCUACCUUUUUUUAUUUGACCUAUUCUAUUGUAGCCUAGUUAUUUCCUCGUUCCAGAGUAGAUGACACCUUUUUUUUUUUUAUUUAGUCACUUUUUCCUUACAUGGAAAUGCUUAUUUUUAGUCUGAUGAAGUCAAAUUUGUGGUGUCUUUGAUAAUUUAUUGAUCUCCUCUCUAUUAUGUAAUGUUAGAUUAAUUGUUCUAUAAAUUAUGAAGGAAAUGUGCGAUGUAUUAUUAGAAUUGCAAUAGUGUGUAGCCAUGACUACAGUGGGUGGGGGUUGUUCUGGGGAUGCCGCAACAAGAGGUAACUAGUUUGUUUCCUUGGGUUCAAAGGAGGAUGAUGAUGAUAAAAUAUUGUUGUUGGGAAAUGUGUUAAUUAGUGCAACAUGGCUUAUGGUGGUUCAUAGCCUACCAAUCUAGGAAUGGUCAUCUGUGAUCAAUAUGGCAGACAUUGAUGUAUUUUUGUCAGACUUGUUCUACUUGAAGUGGUGCAAACAUCUGUUUUGACUCGGACAUUGAUUUAAACUAAAGAAAAUGGCUAAGCGACAUCUUCGCGUGCGUGCUUUGAUUAGUUUUGGAACAAGGAACAAUACACAACCCUGUCUCCGAACGCGCUGUUGUGCAACAUCAUGCUUCUUCAAUGAAAUCAAUGCUGGUCAAUAAGGCGGCUGCUUUGAUGUAAACUCAUCGUACAUGUUUUCUUUUCGUCGUCAAUUCUUAGGGGUUUUAUAACAAACAAGAUGGCUACGUCCGCCAGCGCCGAACUGAGUAAGGCUGUUAAACAGCAGUACAUGGCACUCCCUCAGGGAGACAAAGUCCAAGUCAUGUACGUCUGGAUAGAUGGCACCGGAGAGGGACUCCGCUGCAAAACCAGAACACUGGAUUCAGAGCCCAAGAGCAUCGAGGGUAUGCAAUAAUUAGAACCGAAGGGCUUACUUUUUUCUUUGUUGGUUGGCAUUCGAGUUGAAUUUCUGGGCGUUGUAUGCAUAAUUUAUUAUUUUGUAGCCUACCUAGUUGUUUUGAGUGACUUGAGUUAACUAAAUAAUUUGCUUUGAUUCUAUAGAACUGCCGGAAUGGAACUUUGAUGGCUCCAGCACCUACCAGUCUGAGGGCUCAAACAGUGAUAUGUAUUUGAUUCCUUCUGCAAUGUUCAGAGAUCCCUUCCGCAAAGAUCCCAACAAAUUGGUAUUGUGUGAAGUGCUGAAGUACAACCACAAGCCUGCAGGUAACCUAGAAUCCUUGGUGUGCAUCGGUCUUGCUAAGGUUAUAUAUAUUUUUGCUUUAGUGUCUAAUAUGGGUAAAUUUAUUUGCACAGAAACAAACCUUCGUUUGACGUGUAAGAAAGUAAUGGACAUGGUUGAGAACCAGGUCCCUUGGUUUGGCAUGGAGCAAGAGUACACAAUCCUAGGCACUGAUGGACACCCAUUUGGCUGGCCCAACAACGGCUUCCCUGGCCCACAAGGUAAAGACCCAUCAUAGUGAUCUUUGACUGACCUUAUACAAUUUGUUAUCCCAGCAGAUGCAUUAGUUUGUGAAUUUUCUGAAUUGUAAUCAAACCAUGCUUCUCUAUAGGUCCCUAUUAUUGUGGAGUGGGAUCUGACAAGGCUUAUGGUAGAGAUAUUGUGGAAGCCCACUAUAGAGCCUGUCUGUAUGCUGGGGUCAUGAUCGGUGGCACCAAUGCUGAAGUAAUGCCUGCACAGGUAAGCUCAAAUCCUGUUUUAUAAUGUGGCAUUUAUGUGAUUGCAAAGGAUCAGCCAUUAGAAAAUACUGAUUCAUAAGACUGACGCACUGAAACACUGGUUUUGUCCAUUUUUAGUGGGAGUUCCAGGUUGGUCCUUGUGAAGGCAUCAGCAUGGGUGAUCACCUCUGGGUGGCUCGCUUCAUCCUCCACCGGGUGUGUGAGGACUUUGGCGUGGUGGCCUCGUUUGACCCCAAGCCUAUCCCUGGGAACUGGAAUGGUGCUGGCUGCCACACCAAUUUCAGCACUAAAGAGAUGCGGGAAGAAGGCGGGUUGAAGUGAGUACUGGAUCAUAUCAAGAUGCAUUCAGACAAGGUUUAAUGAGAAAUCUGCAUGCAUCAUUAGUGUUAUUUGUUCAAUAUCACCCAUCUAUAUCUUUUGGAUGUUGAAUUAAGCCAGACUUAUUUAAAUGUUCUCUAGUUAAAGGAAAUGGUGCUGACCACCUGUACUUUUCUGUGAUUCAUUUAAUUAUCCUUCUCUCUGCUCAGGGCCAUUGAGGAGUCCAUUGAGAGGCUGGGGAAGAGGCAUAGCUACCACAUCCGCGCCUACGACCCUAAAGGGGGGCUUGACAACGCCCGUCGCCUCACCGGCCACCAUGAAACCUCCAACAUCCACGAGUUCUCUGCUGGCGUAGCCAACCGCGGCGCCAGUAUCCGCAUCCCUCGCACCGUGGGCCAGGAGAAGAAGGGCUACUUUGAGGACCGCCGACCGUCGGCCAACUGUGACCCGUAUGCCGUGACGGAGGCUCUGAUCCGCACCUGUUUGCUCAGCGAGGAGGGAGACGAACCUGUGGACUAUUAGAUACGAGAUCCACAGCUCUCUGGACUGAAUCCCCUCACCCUCUUUCUUUUCAAAAUGUUUUGAAUGACUGAAAAGUCAAACUAGUACUGCAUUUGUCAUUUUUAUUUUCCACUGAAAUGAUUCUAACCUUGCAUUUUUAAGUAGCUUAAAGUUGGCUGGUCAACUUAAAAUGGAUUUAAAUCUGGUGGUAACAUAUGAGAUGUAAACAAAAAAUAUGUCUGACAGGGUAUUGUUUUUCCCUUCUCGUUUUGGUUGUUUUAUAGUGGGGAGUAUUUGUAAUGUAACUGUUUAAGUCCCCAUUUCGUCUCUUUCCCUGCCGUCUGUCGAACUGAAAUGAACUAAAGCACAUAUGGACGCUGAAGACUAGGGUUGCUAUGGCUGGGCGGCAUGUGUAAUUUUCUUAACCUAUGGCUAGUUUGUGUACUUUUGUAUGUUGACCAGCCAUUUAAACUAUGUACUGUUUCAAUGUUAUUAACUAUAAAUAGGAAGUGUUUUUAAAUGGCAACACUUCGGUCUCUUCAGAUUUGACACAUUACUGGAUCAUGUAUGGUACACUCUUUAGAUGUCUGGCUCCAAAUACUGUUAUUUUACAUUUGGGUCCGUCCAUCCGUAUUGGCAAUUGUAGAGUUCCUAUAAGACUCAUGAAGGAGUUUUAUCCUUUUUGUCAACUGAUAUACUGUUAUGGCAUCUGAUUUGGUAAAACUAGAAUUUGCUGAACCUGGUUUUUGUUUUUUACAUUUAAACUUUAUUUUUACCACAACUUUGACUGUUUUGGUUCUUGUUUCAAAACCUGUUUACGAAAAGGCCAACAUUUGGCAUGUAGGACUAAUGCAAUGGUAUAGCAAAACCAGGGCAAUUCUGAAGUGAAACCCUAAAGCUCAUCCAAGUUCCUUUGAUGAAAUUAAUCUCAUUGCACGUAAUUCCCGCUGAGUGCCAACCUGCAAAACAGGAAGUCCCCUACGCUGGCUGGCUCUGAGGAAAGGGUCUAUGAUGUGUGGUGGAUGGUCUCUGGUGGACAGCAUUGCAGUUAAUGCAUUGAAAAAAAAAAAGCACUGCAGGGUGUUCUCUGGCAUUGAUGCCCAGGAACAUGAUCACAGUAAUUGAAUCCAGAAUAAUAGUCUUCAAAUAUUUCUCACCAGUACGUGCACAAGGGAGACUUCAAUUUUCAAUCAAGAUUAAUCUGGGAUCAUAAACUUAAACCUGAUCCGGACUGUACCUUCUCUAGACCCUAAGUAUUAGCAUGGUGUGAAUAGUGAGGUGUUGAGUAUUGGGCUACAGCUGGUCAUGUUGCUCUUUCACGCAAUGGGUGUCGCAGAAUAUUUCCCAGCUACAUUGAGGAGAUUUACAACUGAAAGGAGUAAAGGACUGAGUUGGAAAAUAUCUAGCUUCCCCUGCCAGGGCUGAUAGUAUCACGGCUGGAUACAUGACUAGAAAACAUCCAGUAUAACCUGUCAUACACAUGCUCCUGCUCUCACGCCCAUUGCCUGACAAGUUAAUCACCAAGUAGCUGGCAGCUGCCUACUAUUUACUGUAUGUUGGCACUGAUUUCUUUGGCAUCCAAUAAGAACAUUGUUUCACAGACCAUAGUAAUACUUUUUUUAGUGAGGAGUUUACUUGGUGUUAGGGCUGGAAGAGAUUGUAUGUGGUGUCCUUGUGAGACUGGUUCUCUGUCUGAGGGGUGAGGGUAUUCCCUGCAUGCAUUAGGUCAUGUGAGAAGAAUAGGGCUAGAGAUAUUGUAUCAAGGAAGGGCUCCUCAGACAAAGCAGCCUUGUCCUCCGGCAUGGUAGCAGACCUGGAGGUUAAACUUCACUUUCAACAUUGUAUGGACUGAAAAGUAUGACUUGAUUAUUAUGUUCAAUUUAGCCUCGGAAGCCCAGGCCAUGUGAGAAUAUGUUCAACUCUACCCUAGUGUCACAGUUCGUCGUUCCACGAAAUGAGUGUCUUUUGUGUCCCUUUGCUAUUUUAAGUAGAAACUGUGCACAAAUAUUGAAUGUGUCCUUUAAUAUAGACCACAUGGAAAAUUCAAUAAAUCAGAUUUUAACAUGAAUAAAGACUUGCUAAAGUACCAAAAUUCUGAAUUUCACAUGUCCCUCUAAGCAUCCUCUGUGAUUUCUAGGAAUAUCUUAAGCCUCUUAAUACUAAAGUUUCUCAAAGCUUUCACCAUCAUUGUAAAGCAUGGUGAAACUAUUCCUUUAAAAAUAUUUUUCAAAAGAAACAUUGAACAUCAAAUCAAAUACAAUUUUAUUGGUCACAUGCGCCGAA
Messenger RNA from Coregonus sp. 'balchen', 4949 nucleotides. NCBI's taxonomy places the organism in Eukaryota, Metazoa, Chordata, Actinopteri, Salmoniformes, Salmonidae. The record is from the annotation of a GenBank genome assembly.